AUGGCCACUACCCCUCUACCGCGCCUGCAUUCUCUCCCUUUCUCAUCAUCAUCCACGGCGAAGAUCCCCCCGCCGCUUCUGAGAAGAAAUCUUGUGGGCUUCCCCACCACCAACACCAAGUUUCUCGUCCCUCUUCCGUGCAUCAGAAGAACCAAGCGGCUCUCCGCGGAGGCCAGGGGCUUUGGAGUCGCCGUCCCAGAGAAGGGAAGGAAGGAAGAAGACGACGGCGGUGGGAACAAGCGCGGGGGAGACGACGACGAUGAGGAGAUCCCCCAGGUGGUCUUUGACAGGAUGGUGCGGCGAAUCUUGUUCGCCGUGGGGAUGCCCAUGGCCGGUGGCGUGGGUUUGCUCUAUGUGAUGAGUGUGCUGAAGGAGAAUGGCGUCUGGGAUGUGCCCACUUGGCUGCCUUUCGCUAGCACGCUUCUCUCGUUCGGCACGUCCGCGCUGGGGAUCGCGUUUGGAACGCUGUCGACCAGCUGGGAUCCAGAUAGGGAGGGCUCGUUCUUCGGUUGGGCGGAAGUGACCAAGAACUGGCCCAAGCUGUGGGAAGAAGAGGGAGAAGAGCGGAGAUGA
Molecule: messenger RNA, 573 nt
Organism: Spirodela intermedia
Lineage: Eukaryota; Viridiplantae; Streptophyta; Magnoliopsida; Alismatales; Araceae
Source: the annotation of a GenBank genome assembly